Molecule: messenger RNA, 1680 nt
Organism: Ogataea parapolymorpha DL-1
Lineage: Eukaryota; Fungi; Ascomycota; Pichiomycetes; Pichiales; Pichiaceae
Exons: 1
Coding region: 1-1680 (559 amino acids)
Source: RefSeq, a predicted model, not a curated record
AUGACACAAUUCAGGCCCACCUACUACGGAAAGUACACCAACAACACCGAGGACCCGGCUCUUUUUGAGACGUUCAAGCCCAAGAUCGAGGUGUACCGCGCCAAGCUCGCUUCCGGCAUUCUGGAUAAAUAUGCUCUUCCUAAGGAAGUAUUAGUGCAAGAUCCAGGCAGUGACGUGGCCCGUGUCGCCGAAAAAGUGCUCACCCCAAACGAGCUGGCCAUUGUGGACACGCCAGCACACCAGCUCGUGAAACAAGUUGCCUCUGGCCGGCUGUCAGCCGUGCAGGUGUUUGAGGCCUUUGCCAAGACGGCCACUGCCGCUCACCAGGCUACCAAUUGUGCAAUGGAACUAUUCCUGGACGAGGGGCUUAAGAGGGCCCAGGAACUGGAUGAGUACUAUAAACAAACCGGCAAGACGGUUGGUCCACUCCAUGGCCUGCCAAUCUCGCUGAAGGAGCACUACGCUUUCAAAGGCAAAGUCACUCACGGCGCCACGGUCGCUAAUAUCGAGUCAGUCUCGCAAGAGUGGUGCUCGCUGGUCAAAAUUCUGCUUGAUGCAGGAGCAGUGUUCUACAUCCGCACCACAGAGCCCCAGAGCCUGAUGCAUCUGUGCUCCAACAACAACAUCACCGGAAAAUGCUGCAACCCGCAUAACACCCGGCUGACCCCUGGUGGGUCCAGUUCUGGCGAAGGAGCCAUUGUGGCCAUGAAGGGUUCCGCCAUAGGCGUCGGUUCAGACAUCGGCGGGUCUAUCAGAGCUCCAGCAGCAUUUUGCGGCGUGUUUGGUCUCAGACCCACUCAGAAACGACUUACCAUGCAAAAUUGCACAGCCAACAUUGUCGGAGUUGGGGAGGCCGUUGUUCCUGUUUUGGGUCCAUUAGCCCGGCAUGCAGAAGACCUAGACUUGUUCAUGAAAGUCCAAAUUGGUGCCAAGCCCUGGGAAACCGAUCCUUCCAUUAUUCCUCUUCCAUGGAGAGAGGUUUCUGUUCCUGCUCCGAAGGAUAUUAGAGUAGCCGUUAUCUACGACGACGGUGUUGUUAAGCCAACUCCACCAAUUCUCAGAGGCCUCAAGUAUGCAGCAGACAAGCUCAAGGCUGUGGGAGCAAAGGUUGUUGAGUGGGAAUCUUUUGGUGUUGAAGAGCUCGUCAAGGCUGUUAAUUGCAUGUACAACGCUGACGGAAAUCAGGGCCAGAAAGCCGCCUUUGCUGCCUCAGGCGAGCCGCUUUUUGCUCUCACAAAGAAUGCACUGAGUUUUGGAAAGGCUGACCAGCCGCUGCUGGCUGUGGAAGAGCAUUUACUCGUCCAGACCAGAGAAGAGUACCGCGAGCGCUACCUCCGAAAAAUGCUGGAAUUGGACGUUGACUACAUUCUUUCUCCAACGUACUUUUCUGUUGCUCCAAAGCUAGAGACAGCUCGCUAUUGGGGCUACACAAGUCUGUGGAAUAUUUUGGACUUUCCAAAUGUUGUUUUCCCAACUGGUUUGAGAUGCGAACCCGCUCUGGACGCUCCAGACAACUUGCACAAGCCAAGAAACGAUAUUGAGGCCUACGAGUAUGCUCUGUACGACAGCGCAGAAGACUUUAAGAACGCUCCAAUCUCGCUCCAACUGACUGGAAAAAGAUGGUUCGACGAGGAACUGGUCAAGGCCGCUGGGGUGGUGCAUCAGAUUGUCUUGGCAUAA